Penicillium waksmanii is the source of this 531-nucleotide messenger RNA. RefSeq names its product acyl-CoA thioesterase. The record is from RefSeq and is a predicted model, not a curated record. Gene Ontology annotation, cellular component: mitochondrion. Bases 1 to 531 code for a protein of 176 amino acids. The transcript is spliced from 2 exons. Gene Ontology annotation, molecular function: fatty acyl-CoA hydrolase activity. Lineage: Eukaryota; Fungi; Ascomycota; Eurotiomycetes; Eurotiales; Aspergillaceae.
AUGGCUACCCCCGAGUUUCUAGCGAAGAAGGGCCGCACACGCAGCGACUAUGGCUACCACCAGGUGCACCAGACAAGAUGGUUUGACAACGACAUGUAUGCGCAUCUGAACAAUACCGUCUACACUGCUCUAUUUGACACCAUUGCCAAUUCCUAUCUCAUCGAGCACUGCGGAAUGAACCCCUUCAGCGUCAAUAAUCCCACCCCGAAAAGUGCCGACGGACAAGCGUCCAACCUGAGUGUUGGUACCGAUCAGAUCGGACUCAUUGUCUCCACACACUGCGAUUUCUUUGCUUCCGUUGCGUUCCCAGAUACCCUGGAAGUCGGUCUACGUGUCGCUAAGCUGGGCUCAUCAAGCGUUACCUGGGAAAUUGGCGUGUUCCGCAAAGGAGAAGAGAAUGUGAAAAUGGUUGGAUCAUACACUCACGUUUUCGUGCUGCGCGAGACUAUGCGCGUUGGUAAAGGUGGCAUGGAGAGCCGAGUGCGACAAGGCCUUGAGAAACUCCUGAGCCCGCCAGAGGCUAAACUUUAG